AAGUUUGCAUCGAGAUGUCAUUGCACACCAGUACACAGGAUAACGAAAAGAGACGAGCAGCGCUAAGCGUAGAUAACAGGACAGGACGGGACUGACUACUAUGUAGAGAAGCGGGGGCUAAAGAAAAACAACGGCCAAAGAAAAAAAGGGAGGGGUGGGAUUAGCAACCUUACGCAGCAUUGCAACAGGGGGGGAGGGAAAGGAGAUUAAGCCAAAUACUGAGACAUCUAGGCAAAGAAAAAGGCUAGGAAAAAUAUCAUGGCUAGAAAAUACGAUCUUCGCCCACCGCCCGGAGAAAAGAUAAAUAAAUACAGCUUGAUCCAAAAAGCAGCUUGAAAUACACGUUAACAAGAGUGAAAUAUCGAGGAUGGAAAAGAAGAAAGCGAGAUGGACAUGUGGAGGACAAGUAUCGGCAUAGCGGAAGAAGCACUGAGCAGCGAGCGACGAGCUAGCCCAGACUUGUAUCAAGAAAGGAAACAGUCCAGGGCCAGAAGAAAUGACGUGGAAAGCGAGAAAGGGUCGAGCGUGCGUACCAGGAAGCAACCUGACCGUGAGGCCUGACAAUCCAUAACCGUCCUCUGAUCCACCAACAUUUCAAACCUAAGCCAGGCGAACAUACUCUACCCUAAACCCUCACUUCAUGGGCUCCAGCGUCUCAUCAUUGUUGAUCCAAAAGUCCAAACCAUCAAAAGAGUCCCCAAAUCCUGGCGCGUCGAGAUCCUC
This is a messenger RNA of Heterobasidion irregulare TC 32-1, 723 nucleotides long. RefSeq lists its product as uncharacterized. NCBI's taxonomy places the organism in Eukaryota, Fungi, Basidiomycota, Agaricomycetes, Russulales, Bondarzewiaceae. The record is from RefSeq and is a predicted model, not a curated record. The coding region runs from base 388 to 561 and encodes 57 amino acids. The transcript has a single exon.